Molecule: messenger RNA, 1251 nt
Organism: Dictyostelium purpureum
Lineage: Eukaryota; Evosea; Eumycetozoa; Dictyosteliales; Dictyosteliaceae
Exons: 4
Coding region: 1-1251 (416 amino acids)
Biological process (GO): cell surface receptor signaling pathway
Cellular component (GO): membrane
Source: RefSeq, a predicted model, not a curated record
AUGUUAAAAAUUGUUAUUUUAAUAUUUGUUAUAGUAAUUAUAAAUAUAGCUUUGGUAUCUGGUGAAAACUGCCCCUAUCCUUUAAAAUAUAGGGAAAAGGGAGGACUGUAUGUGGAGUCUGAAGAUUUCCAUAAUGUCGACUAUACACAUGGAUAUGUAUAUGCGAGUGGAAGUAAAAACGAAACCAAUUGUCUGUUACCAUGUCCAGGUCCAAUUUAUAAAGAAGAGCACCUAUCCAAGCUAUCCUAUCUUUCAAAAAUAUCGGGUACCAUUUGCUUUGUAUCAUCUGCUAUUAUUUUAAAAGUUUCCUCCCCUAUUUUAAAUAAGCCCCCAUUUAAUAAGCAAACCCUUUCCAAAAUGUUUUUAGCACUUGGUAUUUUUUGUUUUACUUUGACUGAUGUUUUUUAUUUUGCUGUAGGGGAAAAAUUAAUAUGCCCAUCAAAACACAAAUAUGCAAGACAAAGUGACAUUGGCUGUGGUAUAACUGGUGUAUUGUUUCAAUAUGGAAGUUUAAGUGCUAUUUUCUGGUGGUUUUCAUUAGUUUUAGAUUUAUUUCUUAGAUCAAAAAAAAUAGGUUGUAGCGCCAAUAUUGAAAAAUACAAUGCAAUUGCUAUUCAAGUAAUUUCAAUAUUUCUAACCUUUAUACCAUUUGCAAGAUAUGGUUAUGGCUAUUAUGUAUCGGGUAUAACCUGUUGGAUUUUAGAUGAAAUAGACACUAUGUUUUUCUUUUGGAUACCAUACAUUAUUUUUCUAUCUCUAGGAAGUAUUUUUAUAAUAUUUAUUGCCAUCUACAUCUACAGAAUUUCAAAAGAACAAAAAGUGAAUGAAAGAAAAGGUUUGGUUUCAAUUUUAGUAAAGCAAUAUUUGUCGAUAAUAUUUAUAUGGAUUCAAUUCUUGCUAUUAUUGGGAUUUUGUGGUACCAUCAGUUUGAAUAUGGACCAAUACAAUGAAAAGAUGGGCAAGUAUAUUGACUGUUUAAUAGAGAAGUCAGAUAACAGAUUGUGUAAUUUGGAAACCAUCCCAUUCGAAUUAGAAUUUUCCGUAUUGUUCUUUUUAAGAUUUAUUGGUUUCGAAAUUUUAAUAUUAUUUACAAUUUUAGUUCCAAAUCAAACCUUAGAAAUAAUUAGAUCAAACAAAACAAUUAGAAAGAUAUUUAGAAUUAGUAAACAUAGUGAUAAUUUUUACCGAUUUAGAGAUAAUGAACAUGAAUUAAGUGGUAACAUUAAUAGUAAUAAAUUGGUAUUAAAAUAA